This is a messenger RNA of Microplitis demolitor, 2093 nucleotides long. RefSeq names its product pre-mRNA-processing factor 17. The coding region runs from base 231 to 1946 and encodes 571 amino acids. Gene Ontology annotation, biological process: mRNA splicing, via spliceosome. The transcript is spliced from 3 exons. The record is from RefSeq and is a predicted model, not a curated record. Gene Ontology annotation, cellular component: catalytic step 2 spliceosome. Gene Ontology annotation, molecular function: protein binding; mRNA binding. NCBI's taxonomy places the organism in Eukaryota, Metazoa, Arthropoda, Insecta, Hymenoptera, Braconidae.
CCAGGCGAUAGGGCGCGCCCCGGUAGCAGUAUGUUUCACCCCAGAUACGAAUCCCCCAGAUUUUUAUAUUGUUCAGAACUAGACAACGAACACUACACGUUAAUAUUUGGUCAUUAACCUCAAAUAUUUAAAUACCAUUUAAAUUUAUUGUUUGUAAAUAAAAAAUAUCUGACCAGUUUAAAAAUUCAAACUUUUAAAUAUUAAAACCAGCCUAAAUUUAAAAAAAAAAAAUGCUCGCCUUGCAAGGAUACAAGAGUAGUGACGACGAAGAUGAUCCAGCAUCUGAUAAUUCAAAAGUUGAGGUCAACAAUGACAAUAAAUUAAUAAGUAACCAAAAUAGUAUCGCGCUGUCUAUGAAAAUUUGUGCGGCCCCAGAAGUUGUUCCCACUGGUACUGAACUCUGCGUCAGACAUAUUGACUCGACGACUUCAGAGCUAUCGUACAAUGCUAAAUAUGACGAGUUGUUCGCGCCAGAUUUGGGCCCUAUAAAUCCUUUUAAGACACAACAACAACGUGCUGCAAAAAAUAUCCUGUCGGGAUAUGUAGAGAAGGCCCACAUCAGCGAGUUCCAGUUUGAAAACCAGCGCCGGACCUUUUCUAGUUAUGGUUAUGCGCUGGAUCCAACGAUAGACGGCAGUGCAGAGGAAGGAAGAGCGAUGAUAGGAUCAACAGAUGUCGCGGAAGAGAAAGGAGCAAAAACAGUAUUCGAGCGCACAGAGUUGAGACCAGCGGACAAACGGAAACGACACCGUAAUGAUGACCCUCAGGAUAUUGAAGGAUUCCUGGGACCCUGGGGUGGAUUCGUGGAUGAAAAGAAGGUAAUAAAACCUACGGAAGAAGAGGCCGCGGAGCUGGAAGAGAUCUUAGCCAAGAAAAACAAGAGAGGCAAGCAGGUGGAGGAGAAACCAUUGGAAGAAAAAACUGUCUUGCAUAUUAAAGACCCGGUGGAUUAUCAAGGCCGCUCGUUCCUUCAUGCUCCUCAAGAUGUUGGUGUCAAUCUACGGUCAGAUUCACCACCGGACAAAUGUUUCCUCCCUAAAUCUCAAGUCCACACUUGGGAAGGUCAUACUAAAGGAAUUUCACAGAUAAAAUGGUUUCCCAAGACCGCUCAUCUUUUGCUGUCCUGCAGCAUGGACUGUCGGGUUAAACUCUGGGAGGUAUACAAAGAUCGCAGAUGCGUACGUACUUAUUAUGGACACCGGCAAGCAGUUCGUGACAUCAGUUUUGACAAUGACGGAAAGAGAUUUUUGUCUGCUGGAUACGACCGUUAUGUUAAACUCUGGGACACUGAAACUGGCGCAUGCAUCAGUCGGUUUACCAGCAGAAAAAUUCCCUACUGUGUUAAAUUUAACCCAGAGCACGAUAAGCAGCAUCUGUUUGUUGCUGGAACCAGUGACAAGAAAAUCAUUUGCUGGGACACGAGAUCCGGGGAGAUAACGCAAGAGUAUGAUCGUCAUUUGGGUGCAGUAAACACCAUAACGUUCGUAGACGAAAAUCGUCGAUUUGUCACUACGUCUGAUGACAAAAGUCUGCGGGUGUGGGAGUGGGAUAUUCCUGUCGACAUGAAAUAUAUCGCGGAUCCCACCAUGCACUCAAUGCCCGCGGUCGCUCUGUCUCCCAACCAAAAGUGGUUGGCCUGUCAGUCAAUGGACAAUAAAAUUGUCAUUUUUUCGGCAUUGAAUCGAUUCAAAAUGAACCGUAAAAAAACAUUUACCGGCCACAUGGUAGCUGGUUAUGCUUGCGGACUAGACUUUUCUCCGGACAUGAGCUACUUAGUGUCAGGUGACGCCGAUGGCAAGUGCUACGUCUGGGACUGGAAGACCACCAAAUUGUACAAGAAGUGGAAAGCACAUGAUGGAGUUUGUAUUUCUACUUUAUGGCAUCCUCACGAGCCAUCUCGCGUCGCCACUGCCGGUUGGGACGGAAAGAUUAAAUAUUGGGAUUGAUUUUAUAGAUUUACUGUACAGAAAAUUAUUAUUUUUAUUAUCAUCAUCAUCCUCAUCAUCAUCAUAAUUUAUAAUGAUACUUCUAGUACUCUAAUUGUUAAUGAAUUUAUUAUUAAGGAUAUAAAAUAUAUGUAUAUAUAUUUUAAA